UCAUUCUGUUCAGGUUAGGGCUCCUGUUGGAGCACCGAUAGGAACGCGACCGUCGCCGUGGCCCAAAACUCGCUGGAAAACAUCACGGAAUUGCCCCGCCGCACAUCUGGAGAGGAAGACCGACGAUUAUUAACGUCCCCCGGAGCUUAGAUAAGACCCGAACCGAUGACUCUGGUCGCAGUGAUUGAACCGGACCGAACCGCGCGCCUCUAACGUGGGUCCGUUCGGACUGGACCCGCUCACGGUCACAGGUUGCUAGCGGAGUUGAGGCUAACUGAGCUAGCCUGGUUAGCAGGCAGGGGAAGGGGGGGCUGCUGGAUUUAACCUGAAAAAGCUCGGUGUGGAGUGUGCUGGAGACCCCGUUCAUGAUGAGGUUUUCUCCGGCUGGUUUAUCCAGUUGGCCGGCUGCUAGCAUCGGCUGACUGCAGCCUAACGGCAGAGCUGCUCUCCUUCCUCCGGAUUAAAGCGUUUUUUCUUUGAAAGGUGAACUUUUUCUCCCCCAGAGAGCUCCAACCCAGCCUCCUCUACUAUACUCUGUUGGAGAUAGAUACAUAAACACCCUGAAAGGGUUUUAUCUUUGUUUUUCUUUACUGAAAGAGGUAAAAAUAAAAGUUUUGUUUGGAGGUUGAGGAGGAUUUUUUUCCGUGGAAAAAUGGAUUCGGGUAUAGAGAAGGAAUGCAGCGCCUUGGGAGGGCUUUUCCAGCUCAUCAUGAACGACAUGAAGGCCAGUUAUCCCACCUGGGAGGACUUCGUAUCCAAAGGAGCCAAACUGCAAUCCCAGCUCAGGACAACCAUCGCGGUCACUGGAGCCUUCCUGGAUGCUUUCCAGAAAGUUGCAGACAUGGCGACCGGAACCAGAGGUGCCACCAAGGAGAUCGGCUCUGCGCUGACCAGGAUGUGUAUGAGACACCGCAGCAUCGAAUCCAAGCUUAAACUGUUCACCACGUAAGACAAUGAAACACUUUUGCUUUCCUCAUCAGGACUUCACAUUCGGUUUA
Messenger RNA from Cyprinodon variegatus (sheepshead minnow), 998 nucleotides. Its product is annotated as metastasis suppressor protein 1-like. Bases 653 to 949 code for a protein of 98 amino acids. Gene Ontology annotation, molecular function: actin binding; phospholipid binding. NCBI's taxonomy places the organism in Eukaryota, Metazoa, Chordata, Actinopteri, Cyprinodontiformes, Cyprinodontidae. Gene Ontology annotation, biological process: plasma membrane organization; cell projection assembly. The transcript has 4 exons. Gene Ontology annotation, cellular component: cytoplasmic side of plasma membrane; actin cytoskeleton. The record is from RefSeq and is a predicted model, not a curated record.